AUCCAUGAGACGGAACAACGCGCUGUAAUAGACAAACGAGUUCCCGCAGCAGCCUCUGUCUCCUCGUGGGCAUGCUUCAUCUCAUGCGCGAACCUGGGAGGUUGCAGGUUCGAUGGAGACUUCUGGCGAGCUCAGUCUCUCCCUCUCUCACCCACCUAGUAGUAGUAGUAGUAGUAGUAGUAACAGUAUCGUUCAUCAUUAUCAUCCGUUGCCCCCAACCCCCUUUCCUUUUCCCAAUUUCUCCUCGGGGACGAAUUUCCACUCGUCACCACCGCCUGUCCCCUGUUCUCUUUCUUACCACCCUUUUUCGACCUUUCUACCCUUUUCUCUUUCGCCUCUUGCCUCUUGCCUUCUUCGCGUGAUCGGUCUAAUGGCGGCUAUUAGAAAGGGCAGGGACGAAUCCUCCAUUUCUCUUUUCUCUUUCUUUCUCUUUUAGGGGGGUUUCUUUUCCCCAGAGUUCUUUUUUUUCUUGCCAGAGGGGGACAGCAAAAGAAGAGAGAUUGAUCCCGGGAGAGGAGAAGGGAGAAGAGAAAAUCGAAAAUCCGAAAGAAAGAAAGAGAGAAAGAAAGAUGCACAACCAGCAGCAGGAGCAGGAGGAGGGAAAGCCUUUGAAAGUCGGGA
This is a messenger RNA of Dissoconium aciculare CBS 342.82, 621 nucleotides long. RefSeq lists its product as uncharacterized. The transcript has a single exon. Bases 113 to 436 code for a protein of 107 amino acids. NCBI's taxonomy places the organism in Eukaryota, Fungi, Ascomycota, Dothideomycetes, Mycosphaerellales, Dissoconiaceae. The record is from RefSeq and is a predicted model, not a curated record.